GCCAAUUGGGACUCAAACAGAAGUGUCCGGCAGUUGUCAAACUUGUCAACGAGUUCUCUCGAACCGGCACUGGCUCGGAUGAGGACUCCCUUGAGAUCUUGUUGCUUGGAAACAUGCCAGGCGACGUGGAGCCGGCGAAAGCUCUUCGAACGUUAUAUCCGGGUGUGUCGGUUAAGACCUGUUUGUUGAAAGAGGUCCCAACUCUGCUCGAAUUGGAACGCCAACUGUUUUAUCUGCUGCACUCACUGAUAGGCUUGAUGAAUGACAAUGGUGAAGUAGAUGAUUAUACUAUCGCCCAGGCUGCUGAAUUUGCUGAAAUUGAUGAGUACUCGGAAGAGUGUGCGUUGAGAAGAGCCACCUUGACGGCCACAGCUGCGGUGGAGGAGGCUGCCACUUCUACUGGAAUCUCCAAGUCUCCUGAACAUAACAAGCCGCAGAAACAUGGGUACCGUCGGAGGUCUCUUGUUUGUGAAGCAUAAGACUUGCAGUUGUUGACUUUGUAUUUUUCGCCAUGGCUGAAUAACUCUGAUUCAUAUUGUGGUGCCCGGGGUUCACUCACUAUCAUACCGACUACAGGGCAAUACCCCAUCCGUUUCAGUCAUACUAUUCUGUCCACAGUGGAAGCUCUUUCUGUAGUCGUUUUAUCGUGGGCACUUGAGCUCAUUCUGACGGCUGUUUGUACAAUGUCUUUUACUUAUACUGCUGCUACUACUACUACUACUACUACUAUCUCCAAAGUAGCGCUGUCGUAGUAACAGAACUACUCUACUUCUUAUUCUUCGUACUGUCUACAGGGGUUAUCACAGUUGGGGUGCAGUUGUCGUGAUGUGUAUUUUUAUCGUAUCUUUCUACUAGUCGUAGAGUGUCAGAGGAUACAUUACCCCCAAGUCUAUUGGAUGUCGUCUCAGCAGGUUGACUGAUGCCAGUCUUAGAAUAUUCGGGUUAUUUUCUGAGAUGUUUUUGUCUAUGGACCGUCACUAUUGCUCGAGAUCUCGAGUCAAAGGUCCCUUAGAUCCUCUCAUUUCGUUGUCAACUGCAUCCUCUAUUUGGGGUCAGCGUUAUAGAUAGUACAGUAAGCGCCGUGCUCGCAUCGAGUGGAGGAUGGCCACUGACGAGAUGGAUUUUUUCUUAACAUUUUACCUCAUGGGAAGACCUGGGUUGAGAUGAGAAUAGCCAA
Messenger RNA from Perkinsus marinus ATCC 50983, 1177 nucleotides. RefSeq lists its product as hypothetical. NCBI's taxonomy places the organism in Eukaryota, Perkinsozoa, Perkinsida, Perkinsidae. The record is from RefSeq and is a predicted model, not a curated record. The transcript is spliced from 5 exons. The coding region runs from base 114 to 479 and encodes 121 amino acids.